Messenger RNA from Culex pipiens pallens (northern house mosquito), 1681 nucleotides. RefSeq names its product troponin T, skeletal muscle (gene TpnT). Lineage: Eukaryota; Metazoa; Arthropoda; Insecta; Diptera; Culicidae. Gene Ontology annotation, molecular function: tropomyosin binding. Bases 122 to 1285 code for a protein of 387 amino acids. The transcript has 14 exons. Gene Ontology annotation, biological process: muscle contraction; regulation of muscle contraction; sarcomere organization. Gene Ontology annotation, cellular component: troponin complex. The record is from RefSeq and is a predicted model, not a curated record.
UCGGGCAGCUGGUUUUCCUCGAUUCAGUCAUUGCUGGUAGCAACACUGAGUUCGACGACGGCCGCCGGAUCAGUGCGUUCUUCCAUUUUCUUGUAGAGCAGUUUAGCCACACCCCACCACCAUGUCUGAUGAUGAAGAGUAUUCCUCUGAAGAGGAGGAGGAGGUCGUCGUCGAGGAACAGCAGCAGGAAACGCCAGCAGCUGAAGCUAAGGGAGAUGAUCCCGAAUUCAUCAAGCGCCAGGACCAGAAGCGCUCAGAUCUGGACGAGCAGCUGAAGGACUACAUCAAUGAGUGGCGCAAGCAGCGAGCCAAGGAGGAGGAUGAGCUCAAGAGGCUGAAGGACAAACAGGCUAAGCGCAAGGUUUCUCGUGCCGAAGAGGAGCAGCGCAUGGCUCAGCGCAAGAAGGAAGAGGAGGAGCGUCGUGUGCGCGAGAUUGAGGAGAAGAAACAGCGCGAAAUCGACGAGAAGAGGCGGCGUCUGGAGGAGGCCGAGAAGAAGCGUCAAGCGAUGCUGCAGGCCAUGAAGGACAAGGACAAGAAGGGCCCGAACUUCACCAUCACCAAGAAGGACAGCAACUUCGGCAUGUCCAAUGCCCAGAUGGAGCGUAACAAGACUAAGGAGCAGCUGGAGGAGGAGAAGAAGAUCUCUCUGUCCUUCCGUAUCAAGCCCCUUGAGCUGGACGGCUUGAGCGCCGAUACCCUGCGCACCAAGGCCACCGAGCUGUGGGAAACCAUUGUCAAGCUGGAGACCGAGAAGUACGAUUUGGAGGAAAGGCAAAAGCGCCAGGACUACGAUCUUAAAGAGUUGAAAGAAAGACAGAAGCAGCAGCUGAGACACAAGGCCCUGAAGAAGGGUCUGGACCCAGAGGCUCUCACUGGCAAGUACCCGCCCAUGAUCCAAGUCGCCUCCAAAUACGAACGUCGUGUCGAUACCCGCUCCUACGAUGAUAAGAAGAAGCUGUUCGAGGGUGGCUAUAGUGCGUAUUACCUUGAAAAGAUGGACAAAAAGUGGGCGCAACGCCAAGAGCUCUGGAUGGCACGAACCAAGUCCAAACUGCCCAAGUGGUUCGGAGAGCGACCUGGCAAGCGGGCCGGAGACCCAGAAACCCCCGAGGGCGAGGACGAAGUCAAGCCCGACGAUGAGGAGAUCGAGGAGGUGGUCGUAGAGGAAGUCGUCGAGGAAGAGGAGGAAGAGGAGGAGGAGGAAGAAGAGGAGGAGGAAGAGGAGGAAGAAGAAGAGGAGGAGGAAGAAGAGGAGGAGGAGGAAGAAGAGGAAGAAGAAUAAACUAAAAUUUUCGAUCAUCAACGGUUUCCUUUUAGAGCUAUUGAUUAAGUCGGGAGCAUUAUUUUUCUACUACCAUUUCCAUACUCUAUUCCUCCAAUCAGCAAGAGUCCAGCAGGAAAAGAACAAGCAAGAACAAAUGAUAAUCAUGACGGUGAUGAUGAUGACGAUGUGAAAGUGAAAGGACACAUGGUGGUGGGUGGUGGGUGGCGGCGGCUUUGGCCGUUGCUGUCCCUCCCACCGGAGGCGGCAAUACCAGCAGCAACAGCUAAAUCUACAACUUCUAAUGAUUGGAAUCAUCUCAAUUAACAUCUUUCAUGAACUUUAUUAUUUUAAUGAUUAUUUUAUUAUUUAAAAUCUCAUUAUAAAAACAAAAUAAAAUUAUUUAUUAUAAACUUA